Messenger RNA from Lodderomyces beijingensis, 1386 nucleotides. The record is from the annotation of a GenBank genome assembly. Lineage: Eukaryota; Fungi; Ascomycota; Pichiomycetes; Serinales; Debaryomycetaceae.
AUGGGAUAUCUCACUAUAACGCUAGUUGGAGUCAUUAUCCUCUAUGCGCUUUUGAAGUGCUUGACGAUUUUGAAAACGGUGCCCGAUGAAUAUUUGCAACAGCAGUCGUAUGUGGACGCCACGAGACUACCGAAUGAAUCGGCGAUACACAAGUCGAUCAAGAAGCCCAUGCUUCGAGUGGGGCUCGAUAUAAGGUACGAUCAGUACAAAUUGCGGCUGGGCAAUUUGCAAGACGUGUGGAGCAUCGUGAUUAAUAGUUUGCACCUGGAUCAAAACAAGGGGAUCGCGAUUGAUGGUGACAAGAUGGUGACUUUUGGCUACAUCAACUACUGCAUCCGCGAGUGGAAGAGGCGCCAAGCUGCUGACCCAGUCACGGCGAUAAAUAUCCCGGUUGACCACAAGGUGGAUGCAAGAUUUGUAGUUGCCGUGUUGAUUGGAUUCGUGUUGCAAAUCCCCGUCCAGUUGUACCAGGGCCGCAAAAACCCGGUUCUGACCGCACGCGACGAAGUGGACUUGACCGAGAUGGAUCUACCUGGUGGUGGCAACGACUUUGUUUUUGAAAACGUGUAUUCUCCAGCUAAGGACAAAGGGAUCGCGUUGCGGUUCGUGAAACAAGUGCGGCCAGGCAUCGAUGUGCUCGUCGAGUAUACCCAGUUGAACAUCAUCAGCGCCGUGGCGUCUUCCAUUAAGCACCUCCCCUAUAAUUUCGACGCCUCGCGCAAAUCAAUCACCAUCGUGCCUCACUCCUCCAUUGAAGGCACCAUGGAUUUGCUCGUUAAACUACUCAUGGCCUUUGUGGUCGAUAUGAAUGUCCACAUUAACUACGAUCCCGAUUUCUCUACCGAUAUAACCUCGUUGCCCGACUCGGCCAUCUACCGCCAACACCAACAACAACUUCACAAUUCUUCAAAUUGGUUGAGGUUGAGGUUGAGGUUGAGACAAGUCGCAUAUAACCACGGCAUAUUCAAAUCGGCCAAGCUCAUUUACGUCCAGUCUCAACUAAGCAAACCGGGCUUGACUUCACAACAACGAAACCAGCUAGCGGUCCUGCACGACUCGCACGUGAUUCAAGAAUACCAGCUUUUCAACGUGAUGGGCCCCGUGCUACUAACGGACAUGUUCGAGCAUAGAACCUACGGUGCUCAUUUCGGCCAGAUUGCCCAGUCGUUGGAGAUGAAGUUGGUGAAUGUCGACACUGGAUCGGGAGGCGUGGGCAAUGUGAUGAUUCGAGGAUAUACGAUUGGGAAGUCGACCCAUUACAUUAAUGGCGAAGUUGCGCCGCUGGAUCACGCGGGGCAGUACGAGAAGAAGGAUGAUGGGUUUAUGCCUUUGCCUUCGGGGAUAAGGGGCAAGUUUGGCACGGAUGGAUGUUUGUAUCUAUCGUGA